AUGCAGGACGUGCGUGACCAACCGAGCUAUCUACUGCAUCAAAGCGCCGAGCUAUCGAGCGGCAGCAUGAAUGAAGCCCGAGCAGACGAAGACAACGGGAGCGUCAACGACAAGGUGCUGCGGCGGCGUCUCCAGUACAAGAUCCACCAACGUCGUCAUCGAGCGAAACAAAAGGAAAAGGCAGCCACGUUGGACGUUGACGUGCAACAGUUGGCGGCUGAGGUCGAGACACUGAACCACAGACGGCAGGCACUUGUACUGCAUAGCAAUUGUUUUGCAUCACGAGGUACGAUCGGAGGCGUGCCGGCCCGAACGGCCUUGGAAUACUUUCGGCUGUUCCAGCUCGGGGUAUCUCUGCGGUGCAUCGACCAGCAAGAGCAUUUCUUGCGCGUCAUCAUGACACCCGAAACCAAAGGCCCCGAUUAUGUGGGCGUGGACUUUAUCGUGACACAGUGGCGUCGGUAUUGCAAUUUCUAUGCCUACACGAGGUACGAGCCACUGGGCAUAAACAUCACGACUGUUGGCGACCUUACGGUCGUGGAGGCCGACAGCAUCUUCAGCAUUCGAGCUCGACGGGACGGCAUUGUCACGCUCUAUCCGUCGCUUAAUGGCAACCCGGAGCUUACGCAAAGACUCUCAGGGAGCGUCAUCAAUAUCCACGUCAAGUAUUGCUUCACGUUCGACUCGGCUGGCUUUGUCACGUGGUUCAGUGCAGAGUGGGACCUGGUCGACGCUUUGCAACGUACGCUGGGCAGUCUAGAGGACGUGACGACCCUCUUGUCAAACGCGAACAUCUCGUCGUCGACGGGCCAGAUACGCGUGCAGGAAAUGUCCGUGCCGGAGAUGAAACCCCGCACGAAUCCUCGGCACGACGUCGACUUUUUACUUUCGUAA
Molecule: messenger RNA, 894 nt
Organism: Hyaloperonospora brassicae
Lineage: Eukaryota; Oomycota; Peronosporomycetes; Peronosporales; Peronosporaceae
Source: the annotation of a GenBank genome assembly